GGCACCGGGCGGGGCGCAGGGACCGGGCGGCACCGGGCGGGACCGGCAGCUGCGGUUAUACGGUUUCUUGCUGAUUGCGAGGACUUGUCUAUAAGGAAGUGAACCCUCCACUGGACGGUGCUGACCAGAUAUCUGGAAUUGUGGCUAAUUUCUGAAAGCAGCCAUGAAUGAUGGGAAAUCGGUGUGGGCUCCGCACCCAGCAGAUGGGUUCCAGUUGGGUACGAUCAUUGACAUUGGUGCUGACACAUUAACUAUUGAGCCUUUGAAUCAAAAGGGAAAGACUUUUUUAGCACCUAUCAAUCAAGUUUUCCCAGCGGAAGAAGACAAUAAGAAGGAUGUGGAAGAUAACUGUUCUCUUAUGUAUUUAAAUGAAGCUACUCUGCUGAACAAUGUGCGAGUACGCUACAACAAAGACAAAAUCUACACUUGUGUAGCCAAUAUCCUGAUUGCAGUGAACCCUUACUUUGACAUUCCAAAACUGUACAACUCAGAGACCAUUAAAAAAUACCGGGGGAAAUCCCUGGGUACAUUGCCACCACAUGUCUACGCUAUCGCCGAUAAGGCAUAUCGUGACAUGAAGGUGCAUAAAAUGAGUCAGUCCAUCAUUGUGUCAGGAGAAUCUGGUGCAGGGAAAACCGAGAAUACCAAGUUUGUCCUUCGGUACUUAACUGAAUCAUACGGAACUGGACAAGACAUUGACGAAAGGAUUGUGGAGGCAAAUCCAUUACUUGAAGCCUUUGGAAACGCCAAAACCGUGCGAAAUAACAACAGUAGUCGUUUUGGAAAGUUUGUAGAGAUCCAUUUCAACGAGAAGAAUGCUGUCGUCGGAGGAUUUGUAUCUCAUUACCUGCUGGAGAAAUCCCGAAUUUGUAUGCAGGGCAAAGAAGAAAGAAAUUACCAUAUCUUUUAUAGGCUGUGUGCAGGUGCUCCUGAAGACAUUAGGCAAAAGUUUCACUUGACCUCCCCCGAUCACUUCCGGUAUCUGAAUCGAGGAUGUACCAGAUACUUUGCCAACAAGGAGUCGGACAAACGGAUUCUACAGAAUCGCAAGAGCCCUGAGUGCCUUAAGGAAGGUUCUUUGAAGGACCCACUCUUGGACGACCAUGGGGACUUCAACCGCAUGUGUGUCGCCAUGAAGAAAAUUGGCCUGGGAGACGCUGAGAAGUUUGACCUCUUCCGAGUGGUGGCUGGAGUUCUACAUCUGGGAAAUAUUGACUUUGAAGAAGGUGGAAGCACUUCAGGUGGAUGCGUUCUGAAGAGAAAAUCUAGUAAAUCUUUGGACCAUUGUGCUGAACUGCUUGGGCUGGACGGGGAUGACCUGUGCGUUAGUCUAACUACAAGAGUAAUGCUGACAACUGCUGGAGGAGCCAAAGGAACAGUUAUCAAGGUACCCUUAAAGGUCGAGCAAGCAAAUAAUGCCCGGGAAGCUUUGGCCAAGGCCGUUUAUAGCCGUCUUUUUGACCACGUGGUGAAGCGAGUCAACCAUUGCUUCCCCUUUCAAAGCUCCUGCUUCUUUAUUGGAGUUCUGGAUAUUGCUGGAUUUGAAUAUUUUGAGCACAACAGCUUUGAGCAGUUCUGCAUUAACUACUGCAAUGAAAAGCUACAACAAUUUUUCAAUGAAAGGAUCCUCAAGGAGGAACAAGAACUAUAUCAAAGAGAAGGGCUCGGUGUUAAUGAAGUGCACUAUGUUGACAAUCAAGACUGUAUAGAUUUAAUUGAAGCUAAAUUAGUGGGUAUCCUGGACAUUCUGGAUGAAGAAAACCGUCUACCUCAAACCAGUGACCUGCACUUUACUACAAUGAUACACCAGAAACACAAGGAUCAUUUCCGUCUCUCGAUUCCUCGCAAAUCCAAACUGACUGUCCACAGGAACGUCCGUGACGACGAAGGCUUCAUCAUCAGACACUUUGCUGGAGCAGUCUGCUACGAGACGACCAAGUUUGUAGAGAAAAAUAAUGAUGCCUUACACAUGUCGCUGGAGACUCUGAUUUCUGAAUCUAAAGACCAGUUCGUCCGACAGCUCUUUGAAGGAACCAACAACACUAAGGAUUCAAAACAGAAAGCAGGAAAACUGAGCUUCAUCAGUGUGGGCAACAAGUUCAAGACUCAGUUGAAUUUGUUGCUUGAAAAACUGCGCAGCACUGGAUCCAGCUUUAUUCGUUGCAUCAAACCCAAUCUAAAAAUGACAAGCCACCAGUUUGAAGGAGCACAGAUCCUCUCGCAGCUUCAAUGUUCAGGUAUGGUGUCUGUGCUGGAUCUCAUGCAAGGAGGGUUUCCAUCACGAGCUCCAUUCCAUGAACUUUAUAACAUGUACAAGCAGUACAUGCCUAAAAAGCUCUGCAGACUGGACCCCAGGCUCUUCUGCAAGGCUCUGUUCAAAGCUUUGGGUCUCAAUGAAAACGAUUACAAGUUUGGUCUAACCAAGGUCUUCUUCAGACCUGGCAAGUUUGCAGAAUUUGAUCAGAUCAUGAAGUCUGACCCUGAACAUCUGGCGUUGCUGGUGAAACGUGUCAAUCAUUGGCUUAUUUGCAGCCGAUGGAAGAAGGUUCAAUGGUGCGCUUUGUCGGUUAUUAAAUUGAAAAACAAGAUCAAGUACCGCGCUACUGCCUGUAUUGCGAUCCAGAAAACUGUCCGCAUGUGGUUGUGUAAGAAAAAACAUAAGCCACGCAUUGAUGGUCUGGUGAAGGUGAAGACCCUGAAGACGCGAGUGAAUCGAUUGGUUGACGUAGUGAAUGCCUUGAAAGAAGGAAAGCCUGAGAUGAGUAAACAGGUCAAAGACCUUGAGGCUUCAAUUGAUGGUCUCAUGGCCAAAAUCAAGAAGACCACAAUGACCAGAGAACAGAUUGAUAAGGAGUAUUUUGCUUUGGUGAAACGUUCAGAGCAGCUUCUCGGCUCACUGCAGAAGAAGAAACAAGAGGAGGAGGAACGUGCGAGGCUGCGACGCAUCCAAGAAGAGAUGGAACGGGACCAGAAGCACCGUGAGGAUGAAGAACGGAAGCGCAGGCAAGAGGAGGAGGAACGCCGGCAGAAAGCUGAGAUGGAGGCAAAGAGAAAACAAGAGGAAGAAGCGAGGAAGAAGCGAGAGGAAGAGGACCGACGUAUCCAGGCUGAAGUGGAGACUCAGUUAAUCGCGGAGCGUGAGGAUGAAGCUCACAAGCAGACUGUCCUAGAGCAGGAACGCCGAGAUCGGGAGCUUGCCAUGAGGAUUGCACAGAGUGAGGCCGAACUCAUAAGUGAGGAACUUCCAAUGGAAAUAGCAACUCGGAGCGUUGAAGUUAAAAGCGUUCUCCCAGUGACUCCUAAAUCUGGUGGAUCCCAGUCCAAAAUGACAAUGGAUGAAAUGGCCAAAGAAAUGUCGGACUACCUGGCGAGGAGUCCUCAGGUUCAAGCUACCAAGGCUGCAGCUGGUACUAAGAAGUUUGAUCUCAGCAAAUGGAAAUAUGCUGAACUCCGAGAUGCCAUCAACACCUCUUGUGAUAUUGAACUGUUGGCAGCCUGCAGAGAGGAGUUUCACCGGCGGUUGAAGGUUUACCAUGCCUGGAAGUCUAAGAACAAAAAACGCAAUGCUGAUGCAGAUCAGCGGGCUCCCAAGUCAGUUACAGAUUAUGCUCAGCAGAAUCCAACCCAGUUACAACCCCGGCAGCAGGAGAUCAGUCAGAAUCGUGCUCAGCGCUACUUCCGGAUCCCAUUCAUCCGCCCUGCCGACCAGUACAAGGAGCCCCAGAACAAGAAGAAAGGCUGGUGGUACGCCCACUUUGACGGGUCGUGGAUCGCGCGGCAGAUGGAACUGCACCCAGACAAGCCACCCAUCCUGCUGGUAGCUGGAAAGGAUGACAUGGAGAUGUGUGAGCUUAACCUGGAAGAGACCGGUCUGACUCGGAAGCGCGGAGCUGAGAUUUUGGCCCGGCAGUUUGAGGAGAUCUGGGAGCGUUGUGGUGGAGUGACGUACCUGCGGAACGCCAUCGAGAGCAAACAGGCCCGGCCAACGUAUGCCACAGCCAUGCUCCAGACCUUCCCAAUGUAGAGCCCAAUAGUUUACAAAGCAACUAGAGUUGGUGGUGUAGAAAAUCCUUGUAAAUGGAACAAAGGGAAGAAUAUUUUAUUCCCUAUCAAAUAUCCCCCCGGAGCUUGAGAUAAAUAGUUUAUUGGCUUGAGAAUCUAUUGGCACAUCACUAACAAAUGAAACCAGAUUAGCAAAACUUUAUUUUCAGAAAUAAUGGAUUGGUUGGUAAAUGUAUAAAUAAUUUAUAGCUUUAAUAUCCGUGGCAGAUUAAAAAUUCAGCUGAUUCUACUAUUGACUCGGAUUGAACGAUUUUGCCGUAAAAAGGCACAUUAACAGUUAUAAUGACAUACACCUAUUGCACUAUUGUUCACCCAAAUGUGCAUCGUAUAAGCUCCAUUGCAGUGCAAUAAACCACAUAUAUUAGCUUUAUACGUGAUACUACACCUUUCAGAAACUGAUAAGUAUAACUAUUCCAAUGCAGUAAACAUCUGGGGACCAAUCCAAGGUAUUACAGCAAAGUACUACAAUUCAGCUUUAUUUCAAGCCCCGGGGAUUCAAAUAAACAUAAUCAUGUUGGAGCUAUUUGACAUGUAUGGAUUUCAUUAAUUGUAGGGAUUUGUUUUGUUAAUUUCUAAUUUUGUGAUGUUAAACUUGUGUAGUGAAGUCUUUUUUAAAAUGCGCUCUGUGAUAACUGGACAUGCAGACCACAUUACAAGCACAGUCUCUGCAGUAAAAUAAUUUAAUGUCUUAAAACUGGAACUGUGAGGCCUUAGCACCAAGUAUUCUCAUUGGACCAAGCGGUUUCUGGUCCCGGUUGGUAACACACGUUAAUAGUAGUAGAAAAGCUGCCAAGUAUUUUGUCAGUCAAUAUCUUUGCUAGCUUUCCCUCUAGACAAUACAGGAGAUGAUGUCUUGGUAAAAAGAAACUUUAAUGAUCUUCAGGGAUUGUUUCAGAGCAAAAAGGAAGAUGUUUUUACAUGUAGAUGUUCACUGCUUAUCAGCUGAUACUAGUAUUUUUUUUCUUAUACUUGCCAACAAGUAUAAGCAUCUCAUGCUCGCUCAUGCUCGCUCAUUCUCUAUUGCAGUCUCUUUUUCUUUUAGCUUCUCUCUCUUCCUCUCUCAUGCUUUCGCUCAUUUAUCCUCUGCUCUCGCUCUCAAGCUUUCUAUUAUGCUCUCUUUCAUGCUCUUGUCCCUGCAACUCAAUGAAACACUUGCACAAGUUCUGUAUGUUUUUCCCAUUGCUGUUGGUAGUACCUUAUUGCCCUUAAGGAAUGUGGGCAAUAUAGGGCUGCAAGAAAAAAACCUCUCGGUAGCAAAAGUGUGGCAGGAUCUGUGCAGCACAAGAAGGUGUUGAGAGAAAGGGAUCGUAUCGGACAAAGUAGGAGAGAUGGUCUAUCCCUGCACUGUGUGCCAACUGUGGUCGGAUCUGAUUAGUUUCUGUUUUGUUUGUCACGCAUCAUGUGUUAUGUAGAACAUUAUCCCAGCCUGUGUUUGACAGAUGUCCUACAAGUAACCGACUGCGGUGUGGAAACUGUUCACAGACUGGUUAUUUAUUUAUGAUUUCCAACUGUACGAGUGAUCAGAAUCCUCUAAUAAUCUGAUCCCAAGUCCUUUCUUACAACCGUUGAUAUAAUUUCUGGUAUUUCCUGGACUAGUUGGAUCACGUCCCUUGCAGGACCUGCACAGUUGUAUCUUUUUUGAUUUUGAUUUGUCUCCAAAACACUGAUUCUCAACUGAUGUACUGAUACUAUACAGAAAAUAAAAUGCAAACCUUAUCGUGCA
Messenger RNA from Callorhinchus milii (elephant shark), 5785 nucleotides. It is a transcript of the gene myo6a, whose product is annotated as myosin VIa. Gene Ontology annotation, biological process: vesicle transport along actin filament; endocytosis; inner ear morphogenesis. The record is from RefSeq and is a predicted model, not a curated record. Gene Ontology annotation, molecular function: actin filament binding; microfilament motor activity; ATP binding. Gene Ontology annotation, cellular component: actin cytoskeleton; myosin complex; cytoplasm. The transcript is spliced from 36 exons. NCBI's taxonomy places the organism in Eukaryota, Metazoa, Chordata, Chondrichthyes, Chimaeriformes, Callorhinchidae. The coding region runs from base 164 to 4024 and encodes 1286 amino acids.